This is a messenger RNA of Cucumis sativus (cucumber), 887 nucleotides long. Its product is annotated as protein PHLOEM PROTEIN 2-LIKE A9. The record is from RefSeq and is a predicted model, not a curated record. The transcript is spliced from 3 exons. Bases 125 to 736 code for a protein of 203 amino acids. Lineage: Eukaryota; Viridiplantae; Streptophyta; Magnoliopsida; Cucurbitales; Cucurbitaceae.
CAUCUUUCUUCCUCCAUAAAAAAAGGCUUCUAGUUGACGCUGUUAAUUACUAUAUAUCAAUGAAGUAAAGAGGGAAAAGAAAAGCUUCAAUAAUUAACUACAAUUACCAAAACUAAGUUGAUCGAUGCCUUUUCUAGGUCGGAGACUAAUCAGACCACCUUCCGAUCCUCACUUUCGAGCUGUUACUUCUGUAAAUACUAUUGGUGAGGACACAUUCAAAAUUUAUCCAAGGGCUCUAAAUAUUACAUGGGGCAGUGAUAGACGAUAUUGGACCAUACCUCGUCGAGACCGGACGACGGAUGAUGAAGAUGAAGAUUAUUUUGCUGAGUUAAAACAAGUAUGUUGGUUAGAAGUAACAGGUUCAACCAACAGAGAUCUUGUGCCUGAAAAAACGUACAAAGUUUCUUUUGGUGUCUCACUAGGACCCGAUGCUUUUGGAUGGGAUGAUUGUAGCGUUUACAUAAUGGCUAAGAUUGGUAAAAAGGGAAAUUUCCGUUUCCAGAAAGUGAAUCUUGGAAUCAUAACUACUACAACUGAUCCAGAAAUUUCCUUGAUUCCUUUUACUGAAUUGACUGUUACAGUACCUACGCCCAGAACUAAUAAUAAUAAUGAUGAUCUCAAGCUCUACUUUGGUCUCUAUGAUGUUUGGACCAAUAGGUGGAAGGGAGGGUUGAGGAUCCAUUAUGCAUUGGUUGAAAUGGUCAUUGGUUCUAAUAAUGAUACUCAAACCAAUUAAACAGAAUAGUAGGUGACCACUCAUAUAUAUUUCAUGAUUAAUGGAAGGGCACAUGAUCUUUUGUACAUCAAACAUCCAUGAAUGUUCUUCAGAUUGUGUAAUCCAUAUGCAUGUAAUAAAAUUCAGUCAUAUGUGGCUGUUUCAUUUUUUA